CUAUGGCUCUUUUUAGUGGUUCAAAAUAUGUAACUUUAAGUUUUAUAUUUCCUAUUAUGCAACAAUUAAUUAAUAAUUUGCAAAAUAAUUAUUUAGAUCUUGAUGAUAUAACUAUACAAGCUGUUCAUAAUACAAUUUUAACAGAUAUAGAAAAAAGGUUAAAAGUUUCUUAUAAAUAUUCAAUAAUGGCAUCAUUUUUUGAUCCACAGUUCAAAUCAUUAAAAUUUAUUGAUGAAAGAGCUGAAAUUAUUGAAGAUUUGCAUCAAGAAUAUCAACAACUUUCUUUAGAAAUGCUAACUAAUCAGCAAAUUCAAACACCAACUAUUUUACAACAAGACAAUUCUUAUAUUGAAAAUGAUUUUAAUAAAUUUAUU
Racocetra persica is the source of this 374-nucleotide messenger RNA. NCBI's taxonomy places the organism in Eukaryota, Fungi, Glomeromycota, Glomeromycetes, Diversisporales, Gigasporaceae. The record is from the annotation of a GenBank genome assembly.